AUGGCGACGAAGACAGUCAAGCGAGGUAACGAAAGUAAGAAGGAUAACAACACACAGACAGAUGUCCGCCUGAGCAACAUCACCUCCGCGCGUGCUGUAGCCGACUGCAUCCGCACCUCCCUCGGUCCACGCGGGAUGGAUAAAAUGAUCAUUCAACCCAAGGGCGAGACCGUGAUCAGUAACGAUGGAGCCACCAUUCUUUCGAAGCUGCAGGUCACUCACCCUUGUGCAAAGAUGAUAGUCGAUCUUUCCAAGGCGCAGGAUAUCGAAGCAGGAGAUGGCACAACAUCGGUCGUGGUGAUCUGCGGUGCUCUUCUCCACGCGGUUGAGAAGCUCCUCCAUCAGGGCAUCCACCCCACCCAGAUUUCCGAAUCCUUCAAGGAAUGCGGACGGAUGGCGGAGCAGGUCCUGGAGGAGAUCAGCACCAAGAUCGACAUUGAGGAUCGCAGCACCCUUAUUCAGGCCGCCAUCACCUCCCUCAACUCCAAGGUAAUUUCCCAGAAUAGUGGCCUGCUGGCGCCGAUGGCUGUGGACGCCGUACAUAAGAUCAUCCGCCCGAAUGGGGAUGUCGAUCUACGCGAUAUCCGCGUCACGUCCGCGCUCGGUGGUACCAUAGACGACACAAUCCUCAUUGAAGACGGGAUGGUCAUCAAGCAAAAGGCUUCCCGUGUUGCGGGGGGUCCGGUGCGCAUCCAGAACGCUACUAUCGCGCUUAUUCAGUUCCAGCUUUCGCCCCCGAAGACGGACAUGGAGAGCACGGUCACGAUCACCGACUACACGCAGAUGGACCGUGCCCUGAAGGAGGAGCGGAAGUACCUGCUCACGCUCUGCAAGAAGAUCAAAGACGCUGGUGUUAACGUCCUGCUCGUGCAGAAGUCCAUCCUGCGCGACGCCGUCACGGCGCAAUCGUUAGACUUCCUCGCCAAGAUGAAGAUUAUGGUGGUGACGGAUAUCGAGCGAAACGACAUUGACUACAUCACGAAGACCCUCGGCUGCCUGCCCGUCGUGAGCGUCGACAACCUGACCCCGGACAAGUUCGCCCACGCGACGUUGGUCGAGGAGGAGGGAACACCCAACGGCAAGGUGAUUAGAAUCACUGGGGUGCAGCCGCCGCCAUCGACCUGCAAGCACUUUGGCAAGACGGUUUGCUUCUUCCUGCGCGGCAGCAACGCGCUGAUGCUUGAGGAGGCUGAGCGUGCCCUACAUGACUCCCUCUGCGUCAUACGGUCCCUUGUGAAGAAGCGCGCGAUUAUGCCCGGGGGUGGGGCAGGCGAGAUUGAGAUCUGCCUGAGGCUUGGGAAGUAUGCGCGGGAGCGGGCUGAGGGUAUUCAAACCUUUUGCAUGCGCGCCUACGCGGACGCGUUUGAGAUGAUCCCGUAUACGCUGGCCGAGAAUGCUGGUAUGCAGCCCAUCUACAUCGUAACAGAGCUGCGCAACGCGCAUGCCUCGGGUCACCACAACGCUGGGGUCAACGUGCGUGACGGCUGCGUGACCGAUAUGCUGGCCGAAAACGUUGUUCAGCCCUUGUUGGUCUCUACGUCAGCGGUCCGUUUGGCAACUGAAUGCGUUAUGAUGUUACUCAAGAUUGAUGAUAUCAUCAUGACCCGUAUGUAG
Molecule: messenger RNA, 1614 nt
Organism: Phytomonas sp. EM1
Lineage: Eukaryota; Euglenozoa; Kinetoplastea; Trypanosomatida; Trypanosomatidae
Source: the annotation of a GenBank genome assembly